Molecule: messenger RNA, 1095 nt
Organism: Aricia agestis (brown argus)
Lineage: Eukaryota; Metazoa; Arthropoda; Insecta; Lepidoptera; Lycaenidae
Product: probable pseudouridine-5'-phosphatase
Exons: 4
Coding region: 163-906 (247 amino acids)
Molecular function (GO): phosphatase activity
Source: RefSeq, a predicted model, not a curated record
CGGCACUUUUAUCAUGCACAAUUUGCAUCAAAAAAUCAUAUCAAUUUAAUUUAUAAGUAACGUAAUAAACAUUAUAAGCCAUUUUAAUGGCUUGAUAAGUCAUUUACUGGCUAAUUUGAGUUUGUAUAUAAUAUUUUUAGUUUAGAUAUAACCAAUUGAAUCAUGAGGGUUACUUUGUUAAAAACCGUAUCAAAUACUAUAGGAAAACGCUUUUUCGCCACCCAAAAUGUUAAAAAGGUAACGCACUGUAUAUUCGAUAUGGAUGGAUUACUUUUAGAUACAGAAACUGUUUACAAGAACAUGAUAACACAAAUAUGUGCUAAAUAUGGACACAAAUACACAGAGGAAUUGAUGAUGAAGGUGUUAGGUGGAACUGAGCAGAGACUAGCUGAGAUAUUAUGCAAAGACUUAAAACUUCCCAUAUCACCUAAAGAAUUUAGAGACGAGUUGCUGGUUUUGGGAGACACAAUGUUAGCUAAUGCACCUUUCCUUGAUGGUGCAGAAAGACUUAUUCGCCAUUUACAUAAAACUAAAGUACCUUUUGCGUUGGCCACAUCAUCCAGUGAGAGAUCAGUUCAGACUAAAGUAGCAGCUCAUAAGGAGGUCUUUGAAUACUUCCACCAUAUGGUGAUGGGAAGCUCAGAUCCAGAAGUCAAGUUUGGCAAACCCAACCCUGAUAUAUUUUUGGUGGCUGCAUCUAGGUUCCCGGAAAAACCUAAACCAGAAAAGUGCCUUGUAUUUGAGGAUUCACCCCACGGUGUGACAGCGGGUAUCUCAGCAGGGAUGCAAGUUGUGAUGGUGCCAGAUGCGCAUCUAGAUAAAAAGUUGACGAAACAUGCCACCAUUGUGUUGCCAACGCUUGCCAAGUUUCAACCAGAAAUAUUUGGAUUGCCGCCUUUUCAGUGAUUAAAAGUAGUGGAAAAGUUUCCUAGUUGUCUUCCUAAUUAAUUAGAAAAUAAAGGCAUAUAAUAGCAGUAUUGUACAAAAAUUAUAUUCAUAGAGCUUGUAAACGAAAGUGCAUAUUUUUUUUUCAGUCACAAAUCACAAUACUUUUAUUUUGUUAUUGUUGUAAAUAAGAAAUGUAAAUAAGUGUUA